UCGCAAGAUCACACAAAGAUUGCCGAACGCUCAUGGCCGACGACGACCAGCGCGACCGGCUCCUUAGCGGCAGCGUGGACGCUCCGCCCAUCUCGCCGGCGGCGAGCCCACGCUGGUAUUGCCGGCGGCGCGUGCAAGUGGUCCUCGCGCUCGUAGGCUGCAUCGUCAUCGCUCUCGUGACGCUCGUGCACUUGGUCUUGGCGCUGCGGGGCACGACGAUGGCCUUUCGCUCGCUGCAUUUGCCCGACCUCUGCAGCGACAAGUCGCUUGGCGCCGUCGGCGUCGAGUUUGUCAACCCGUCGCUGUGCGCGCCGACGAUCGGGCCGUUCGAUGUGCACCUCUCGACCAACGGCACCUCGCUUCUAGUCGUAUCGUUGCCAGCGUUUUCGCUCGCGACCGGCGCCUCGUCGGUGCAGUCGCACGUCUUCUUCUCCGUCCAAGCAUCGCCGAUGGACCUCCAGCGCUUUCUCUUUCAGUCGCCGACGCCAGAGCUGACUGUGUCGGGGUCCAUUCCGAUCCACAUCUCGUGUCUUCUUGUGCCAUUUACCGUCCAUGUCGACGUCCACGACUUGCUGCCGUCGUCUUCCUCGGUCCAUCGGUCUGGCAUGUGGGCCUUUCCUCGGCGGCGGCGAUCAGCACCCAAUGACUUUGACAUUGCCAAGCACAUUGACGAAAUGAUACAUUCGAUACUCCACACGAUCGGGCUCUCGCGCGGCCAUAUCGACGAAGACGACCAUGGCAUCUACGUCUUCUCGGACGUGACGUUCGAGUACGCGUCGCAGGUGCAGUGGACUGUGCCCGACCUGAGCUUUGAGCUCACGCACCCCAUGAAGAACGAAACUUUGCUCCGGGUUGGGUUUUAUGGCUUUACACUUGGUGGCGGUACGACGCACAUUGCCACGUACACAUAUUUGGCGCACGCCGACACGGCGCCGCUCGAAGACGUGCUGCAGUCGUACCUCGGCGGGUCCAACGUCUCGCUGGCCAUUGUCGGCGGCCACCCGCAGUCGCACUGCCUCGCGCAGCAGCUCUUCAACCGCAUGUCGUUCCCAAUCGAGAUUCCUGGCACGAUUGACGGUCAGCCAGCCUUUUUGCGCAAGUAUGAGCUCAACCCGACGCUCAAGAAGCUCGACUCGGAGACGCACACGUGCGAGCUCCGACUGGACGUCGACCUCCAGAUCCACAACCCGCUCCCGAUCGAACUGGAUCUGCUCCACUUGCAGUUUGACAUUUUGUACCAGAACACGUCGACGAAGCUCCCGCCAAAGGAUCUGGCAACCGCUAUUGACGAGACGGCGGUCGCGUGGCCGGCCCAGGCCGUCAACAACGUCUCAUUCCCGAUCCUUGUCACGUCGUUUGAGGUCUGCGAAGACCUCAUUGUGCUCUACCUCAGCGACCAGCUGGCCUUUUCGUUGCAUCAUGGCAACCUCACGAUCGCGCUUGGCGGCGGCAGUGCGUUUGAGAUUCCGUUCACUGUCGAUGACAUUCGGGUCCACCCGCCAACAGAGGUCCUCGAGAGCACAGACACAGAAGCUACGUCCGCCUAAGACUGUAGUAUAUAGCAUCCUUUGGUUCUUAAACCAUCUUGGUGGUGG
Molecule: messenger RNA, 1595 nt
Organism: Saprolegnia diclina VS20
Lineage: Eukaryota; Oomycota; Saprolegniomycetes; Saprolegniales; Saprolegniaceae
Exons: 1
Coding region: 33-1547 (504 amino acids)
Source: RefSeq, a predicted model, not a curated record